This is a messenger RNA of Oncorhynchus keta (chum salmon), 1177 nucleotides long. Its product is annotated as nuclear pore complex protein Nup107-like. NCBI's taxonomy places the organism in Eukaryota, Metazoa, Chordata, Actinopteri, Salmoniformes, Salmonidae. Bases 110 to 1177 code for a protein of 355 amino acids. Gene Ontology annotation, biological process: mRNA export from nucleus; regulation of DNA-templated transcription; post-transcriptional tethering of RNA polymerase II gene DNA at nuclear periphery. The transcript has 12 exons. The record is from RefSeq and is a predicted model, not a curated record. Gene Ontology annotation, cellular component: nuclear pore; nuclear pore outer ring. Gene Ontology annotation, molecular function: structural constituent of nuclear pore.
CAUCAGUCAGCCUGUUCCCAGAGUUCCUCCAGUCCUAUCUCAGACACUCCUCCACUGCUGUCUUUGACCUGCUGGGGAGUAUGAAGCCAUCUGUCAAGACAAGGUGGGCAUGCUCCAGAGGCUGGUAUUGAGGGCAGCUCCAGGGCAACAGAAGUCCUCUAAGACUGCUGGUAUGAGAUGGCUUUUACAGCAGGAGAUGGUCACCUGGCGCCUCAUCACUUCUCUAUACAGAGACAGGAUCCAGUCAGAGCUGGAGGAUGACAUCAUCAUGGAUGUGGCUGCUCCUGGUGUUAGUGAGAAGGUGGUGAUGGAACAACUUUUCCAGAGAGAUGCUGUAGUACGCCAGAGUCAGUUGGUUGUGGAUUGGUUAGAGAGUAUCGCCAAAGAUGAAAUCGGGGACUUCUCCGACAACAUUGAAUACUACGCCAAGUCUGUCUACUGGGAGAAUACCCUUCAUGCUCUGAAACUGAGAAGAAACACUUCCAGCACAGGCUUCAAUGUUCCCCUGGUUACUGAGCUGGACCCUGACGCCCCCAUCAGACAGAGACGUCCCCUGGCAGACCUGGACAGAGAGGAUGAUGCCAGACUGCUGAAGUAUCUCUUCACCCUCCUCAGAGCGGGCAUGACUGACGAGGCCCAGAGGCUGUGUAAGCGCUGUGGCCAGGCAUGGAGAGCUGCUACUCUGGAGGGAUGGAAGCUGUACCACGACCCCAACAUCAACGGAGGCGGGGCAGAGCUGCUACCGGUGGAGGGGAACCCUCAGCGCUGUGUGUGGAAGGUCUGCUGCUGGAGGAUGGCUGAUACUGAACACUUCAGCAAAUAUGAGAGAGCCAUCUACGCUGUUCUGAGUGGGAACCUCAAACGGCUGCUCCCAGUGUGUGAGUCGUGGGAGGACAGUGUGUGGGCCUACUUCAGGGUCCUGGUAGACUCUCUUGUGGAACAGGAGGUCCGGUCCUCAGGGAUGGGCAGCGAGGAGCUGGAGGAGCUGCCACGAGAAUACCUGGAGGCCAAAAAGUCCUGGAAGAGACGAAAGAACACUACCAUUAUCCAGAAGUUAGUUAUCCUGGGUGACCUGGACGCCUCUAUCGGUGACACCGUGUUCUAUCGUGACACCGUGUUCUAUCGUGACACCGUGUUCUAUCGUGACAUCGUGUUCUACUGCAGUGUUCUAUCGUGA